AUGGAUCCGGAUAGUGUAACACGACGUUCCAGGAAUGGUUCCGUAGUCGACUUGAAAGGUCUCGGAGACGAAACAGCCAGAAAUGCUCCAAUGCAACACUCGUUCGUAUCCAGUAAAUCGCUCGAUCACAUGGAUUCCGCAGUGAACAAGCGCGGGGAGCGGGAAACAACGGCCAAAACAACCUCAAUGCACAGUUUACGCGAAAUCGGGCGAAAUUUACCUACGCCAAACACUCCAGGCUCUCCGCUGAGGAAACUAGAAAAACGGGCAUCCACUGGAUCGGACAAUUCCAACGCUGUGCAACUUUUCUCCAACUGGAACAGCGUGAUGGAAGACAACAAGCCGAGUACCGCGCAGCAUUUAGAAUUCAAAUGCUUGAUGGAAUUUACUCCGAAGUGUAUCGAUUUGGGCGGGGAAACUGUCUGUUCAACCACACCUAUGUCAGCUACCCCGUAUGGUACGCUCAACCGGAAAUCGAACCCGAUUGGAAUCAUAUCGGACGAAAACCGGAAACAUUUAUUCAGUUUGGAGAAAAACUGGGAUGUUUUUGUCAAAACCGAGACGCCCUUGUCCACAAAUGAGCAAAAACGACAGUCCGCGAUCUGGGAAGUGUUCGUCACCGAAUUGAAUUACAUCAACUAUUUGAAAGCGAUUCUUGACACUUAUUUUGAUCCGUUUAUAAGGAUCCAAAAAUAUCAGUUUCACAAAGUGGAUGUACAACGGAUUUUCAAUAAUUUGGAAGAGAUCUAUUCCAUGAAUCUCAGACUGUGGUUCGGUUAUUUGCAUCCCGCAUACUGCGAAGUCAGGCAAUCCGGACAGCCGUUGAAUGCGUUCAUGCUUAAGCGGGGAUUUCGAAAAAUAUCUCAGCUGUUCCUGAAGCCAUAUACGAAAUACUGUGUGGAGCUUCAGUGUUGUCAGCGUUACAUCGCAGAAACCGCUCAGAACAUUUCAUCAUUUAACGCAUUUCUCAAGAGAGCCGACUUUCUCGGGAGUGAGCAUCGGGAAGCUUUGUGCGAUCGGGUGGCCAAACCGUUCAAAAGAAUCACACAAUACAAUCUGAUGCUAGAAAGUGUUCGCAAAUACUGUGAGGAUCCGGAAGAAAAGAAACUGGUCGAUCGAAUGCACACAUGGAUUGGUGAUAUGCUCAAAGAGAUUGAGAUUGAAAUGCGCCACGUGGAGAUGAAAAUGUUAGCUCGGGAAUUGUUGUUUUUGAAUUGCCCGGAACAUCAAGAUGAGGCUUACCGCGGAUUGUUUGAACAGUGCAAGAGAGUUUCCUUGUUGAAAGAUAUUGAGCUUCCAGCUCCAGUAAUUCUAACCGAGGGAGAAGUAAUGGGUCUGAAACAAAGGAGUUUCAGUUCGAUGGACACUAUCCGAGGUGGAAUCAAUAAUCAGAGAUUUGAACCACUUACCAAAUCCGUAAUGUCAGGCGAUACAACUUCCCAGUUUGAGAGUGACUGGUCCUCGACUGACGGAGAAGCUUUGCAACAAAAUCGAUCGAGCAGUCAGAAAAGAUCGUGUACACCGUGUGGCCCCAUGCAGUCGGAAAGUACAAAAGGAGUGCCGGUCCUACUCACCAGAGUCCAUCCUUCAUCCUCAUAUCGGAUUUCCAAAUUGAAUACGUCGAUUUUUGAUCGAAUACGAACAUCACCCGCAACGGUGGCCGAGUCCCGUCAAACCGUACCACGUUCAUUGAUACGGAAAAUAAAGCUCCGAUUUCGGGAAGCCCAAGGCAAAUGGAUAGCAGCCACGUGUUUACUGCUCACCGAUCAACUCCUGAUCGGAAAAUCCCCGAAACGUCCGGACAAAAGCCAAAUCAAAGUUUUUCGACCCCCGAUCCGGCUGGACAAAUUAGUCGUGCACCGACUGAAAGAUCCCACACAACAAAUCAAAUCACCUAUCCCCGUAUCCAGCACCAGUUCAAAUGCAUCCAAUAAAAUGGUCACAAUGAACGGUAUCCAGUCUGGUAGAUCUGCGACCGGACCUGGCCACAUACCCGUGCGAUCCGAUCCAAACCCAGUCAAGCAAUCAAGCUUGGACGAACCAAACGUGUCCGGAACGAAGCAAACAGUGGAUCGAGUGAUCCGGAUCAGUCAGAGAUAUCCGAGGCCCCAAUCAAACAACAGUCGUGCGGAAACCGGGCGCGCGGUCGAUUUAAACAAAAUGGUACAUCUACGCGAUUCGCCAUCGGGAACUGUUUCCAAGGCAACUCAACAACUUUACACCAUNUAG
Molecule: messenger RNA, 2229 nt
Organism: Echinostoma caproni
Lineage: Eukaryota; Metazoa; Platyhelminthes; Trematoda; Plagiorchiida; Echinostomatidae
Source: the annotation of a GenBank genome assembly